Leptinotarsa decemlineata (Colorado potato beetle) is the source of this 567-nucleotide messenger RNA. RefSeq names its product Ribosomal protein S16 (gene RpS16). The record is from RefSeq and is a predicted model, not a curated record. NCBI's taxonomy places the organism in Eukaryota, Metazoa, Arthropoda, Insecta, Coleoptera, Chrysomelidae. Gene Ontology annotation, molecular function: structural constituent of ribosome; RNA binding. Gene Ontology annotation, biological process: translation; maturation of SSU-rRNA from tricistronic rRNA transcript (SSU-rRNA, 5.8S rRNA, LSU-rRNA). Gene Ontology annotation, cellular component: ribosome; cytosolic small ribosomal subunit.
UCGCUGUCAGUUGUCACUUCCAACUUCCUUCUUUCAAUUGUCCACAAUGCAGGCGCCUACACAGAAGCCGAAAAAGGAACCAAUCCACUCUGUCCAAGUUUUUGGCAGAAAAAAAACAGCUACCGCAGUUGCAUAUUGCAAAAGGGGUAGAGGAGUACUAAGGGUCAAUGGGCGCCCUUUGAGCCAGGUUGAGCCUAAAAUGCUCCAGGACAAACUUCAAGAACCCAUUUUGCUUCUUGGAAAGGACAAGUUCUCUGCAGUAGAUGUGAGAGUCCGUGUAAAUGGUGGAGGACAUGUUUCCCAAAUCUAUGCUAUUAGGCAGGCGAUAUCCAAAGCUCUGGUAGCGUACUAUCAAAAAUAUGUUGAUGAAGCAUCCAAAAAGGAAUUGAAGGACAUCUUGAUUCAAUACGACCGAACAUUGUUGGUUGCUGAUCCUCGUCGUUGUGAGCCCAAGAAGUUUGGUGGUCCAGGUGCCCGUGCCCGCUAUCAAAAAUCUUACCGUUAAGCUGUUUAGGUAUAAUGUUGUGUUUCUUGUGAGAUAUCUACAAUAAACAUGAUCUAUUUGUA